AUGUUCAGGUUUCUUCUGCUAGUCUCCCUUGUGGCUUUGGGUCUCUCUGAACCCGAACAGACCUACAAACCAUGGCUCGGUGCCUCCACUUUUGACAAUUCCUACCAGCCAAACUUAGAUUUCAACUAUGGAUACCGCAAUAUUUCUCGACCAGCUCUCAGAGCUAAAUACGGCUCCAUUUGCACCUUCUUUUCAGGAAAAUUCUGUCGAAAUUUGAGGUGGUGUUUUAAUAAAAAAAAUUUCUUAAUUUCAGGUAGCAACAUCGUGGGCGGUUUGAACACUCAGGUCGAUCCUUGCGAUGACUUCUACGAGUACGCUUGCGGUGGAUGGCGUCAAAGACAUCCGGUUCCCCAAACUGGAACCAGCGUAAACCAAUUCACCCAACUUAGGGCUAUCAAGGACAAACGUGUCCGCCAGAUUCUGGAGAGCCCAGCCACAGCUUCCGACAUCACAGCAGUGAAAGCGGCGAAGCAGAUCUACCGAUCCUGCAUGGAUGUCCAGGCAAUCAAUGCUAGAGGCAUCGCCCCUGUGCUCGCCCACGUGGACAAACUCGGAGGUUGGCCAAUGGCCUCUGGUGGAGGUGCCGCUGUGAACCCGUACCAAUAUCCAUUCCAAUAUCCGUACCAGAUACAACAAACUGCCUCUAAUCCUACCGACUGGCAACCGAUCAGCGAUUACUAUGCCAAGCUCAUCGGAAGCAACAUUCUCUUCAACCUUGACGUCUCCCCUGACAUAAAGAACACGAACGUCUACGUGAUGUCGCUUGAUCAACCCGCCUUCUCGCUGCCUCGUGCCAUAUUGGUCAAUCGCUGGCAGUACGCUACACAAGUUAAUGGAUAUCUGCAAUAUCUGCAGAACGUUGCAAUGGUUUUCGCUCAGAGCAAAGGAGUAGCUGUCAAUCCCCAAACAAUUGCCGCCGAUGCUCAGGCUGUGUUGAACUUCGAGAUCAGCCUUGCCCAGAUUACGCCACUUGAUGAGCAAAGGAGAAUUUUGAGCCGUAUCUACAACCCGAUGACGAUCGGACAGCUGCAACAGUUGUUCAACAGUGGCAACCCUACAACCGUGAACAGCCAGAUCGACUGGCUCGAGACUAUCAAGAAGUUGUUCGUAACCGGUGGUGUCACCAUGGACAGCUCCGAAAGGAUCCUCGUUCUCGAGACGGAUUACAUUUCCCACCUUGCCAGCAUCCUCGACCAGACACCGACCAGAACCAUCAUUAACUACAUCCACUGGCGUUUCAUCAGCAGCAUGCUGGGCUUCACGACUGGCCAGACCACUACUCAUGCUCUGCAAAUGAACACCGCUCUUAAUGGCGUUACCCAGCAACUUCCGAGGUGGUACACGUGCGUUGCUCAGAAUCAGCUGGUGCACGCAGUCUCCUACCAGUACAUCAAGCAAUACUACCCCGGCGACGCUAAGACCAAGGCCAAGGAGAUGAUCCAGGACAUCAAACAGGCUGUCGGGGAUCACAUCGCUCACGCUACUUGGAUGGACCCUACCAGCAAGAAAGCAGCUCAGGAGAAGCUUUUCAACAUGAAGGAAUUCAUUGGCUUCCCCGAUUGGUACAGCAAUCCCGCGUCUGUUGAUGCAUACUACGCAGGGCUGCAAGUUGGAUCCCAGUACUUCGAAAAUUCUCUUAAUUACAUCCAGUUCGGUAUCCAGAAGAAACUGCACAAACUGAUCGAACCUGUCACCAAAGAAGAAUGGAUCGCUCCACCCAUCGAUGUCAAUGCCUUCUACUACCACAUUGCCAACAGCAUAACCUUCCCUAUUGGAGUCAUGCAACUGCCUUUCUACGAGCCCAGUCUUCCUGCACCCGCUAUCUUCGGUAGCAUGGGUGCCAUAAUCGGACACGAAAUCUCUCACGGAUUCGACGAUGUCGGUCGCCAAUUUGACAAGAACGGCAACUCAGUGCCAUGGUGGCCUCAGCAGACGAUUAAUAACUACAACCAGAGAGCACAAUGCUUCAUCGACCAGUUCAACAAAUACCCCAUCAAGGAGCUGGAGGCUAUCAACGAAUUCACCACGGUAAACGGCAAGCUCACCCUGGGAGAAAACAUCGCCGACUCUGCCGGUGUGGCGGCAUCCUUUGACGCUUACAAAAGGAAAUCUAAGACUGUAAACGAAUUGAAACUGCCAGGUCUUGAAGCUUUCGAUGGAGACCAGCUCUUCUAUUUGGCAUUCGCACACUCUUGGUGUGAAUCCAUCCGUCCGGAGUUCCUGUCGCUGCUGUCGAAGAAGGACGGCCAUGCACCUGCUCGUCUCAGGGUUCUUGGUAUCUUGUCCCACUCUGAGAACUUCAGCCAGGCUUACCAAUGCCCAAGAGGAAGCACGAUGAAUCCCGCGAAGAAAUGCAAGUUAUGGUAGUGAACCAAAGAAAUGCGACAUUCCAUAAAGAAGAGGUGAUCGCAUAUGCCCUUAUUCCAGUGGGACGACUCGCAUGACAUUUCCAUGAACAUCGAGACAUUUUGUA
Molecule: messenger RNA, 2473 nt
Organism: Orussus abietinus
Lineage: Eukaryota; Metazoa; Arthropoda; Insecta; Hymenoptera; Orussidae
Product: neprilysin-4
Exons: 18
Coding region: 1-2367 (788 amino acids)
Biological process (GO): protein processing
Cellular component (GO): plasma membrane
Molecular function (GO): metalloendopeptidase activity
Source: RefSeq, a predicted model, not a curated record